AUGUCGACGCCCACGACGACCGUCGCCACGCUGCCUCGCUAUCACUCCCACUCCCACUACCACCACCCGCCGCCCUAUCCGCACCAGACCCCGACCCAGAGCCAGCAUCAUAGCAGCAACGCCCUGGGCUCCGCUGCCAACUACUGCUCCUUGCCUGGCUUUGUCCUGCCCCCGGCCACGCCUUCGUCGACAUCUUCGUCGGCCGCUGCCGCCGCCGCCGCCGCCGCCGCUCGUCUGUUGCCCUUCUACCAGCCCGUCAGCAACGCAGCCUCGUCCUCGACGGAUGCCCUGGCCCCGUCCUCGGUCGCUCAACUCCAGUCGUCAGCGCCGCCUCGCCCCCCACCGCAUGGCCUUCACCGCAGCCUUGCCGACGACCACCACAAACAACAAAUCCCAUCCCCGGCCCCUCGCCAUCUCGAGAGCCACUCGUCGACAAUGUCGAGCACUGCCGCCCUCAACGACCAGCCCUCGCGGAAACGCCGCCGCUCCCGCGAGCCCGACUGGAACACCUUUUACAGAAAUGGCCUCCCCAGCGAGGUCAUUGUCAUUGACGACACCCCGGAGCCCGAGGCCAACAUGGGCCGCAAAAUGGUCAACGCCGCACCUCGCGACCUGACCACGCAGCAGCCGGCAAAGAGGAUGCGACGGGACGACGUCCUCGAGGCCACCCCCCGCAAUGCCGGCUAUCACGUUCAAUAUGCCGCGUCACACAACAACACGCCCCUUCAGAACUCUACCCCCAUCGGCUCCACCCUCUCGAGCGUCCGUACCAACUCGGCACUGCAUACCACGGCACCUACCUCGCUCUCCUCCAACAGCCAGUACGAGGAUGUCCAGGCGCCGCUCAAGCGGAAGCGCACUCGUCAGCAGGUCGCCAACGAGGCCAAACGUCGAGACGUCGACGGGCUGGGCGAUGCUUUCUUCACCUACAAACCCCCGCCCUACUCACCCAAGAAGGCCUCGGAUGUCCACGUCCGUGUCGUCCACGAUCGCCUUCACGAUAAGAAUUACAAGGUCGACGACGAGGAUGGCCAUUACAUCGUGGUGCCCGAUGCCGAGUUGACCGACAAAUAUCAAAUCACGCGUCUGCUCGGACAGGGAACCUUUGGAAAGGUCGUGCAAGCCCGUGACCGCAGGCGCAACAAGCUCGUCGCCAUCAAGAUUAUCCGCUCGGUCCAGAAAUAUCGCGAUGCUUCGAGGAUCGAGCUCCGGGUGCUAGCCACGCUCAAGGCCAACGACGAGGAGAACCGGAACCGGUGCAUCCACCUGAGGGAUUGCUUCGAUUACCGUGGCCACAUCUGCAUCGUCAUGGAUCUUCUCGGUCAGAGCGUGUUUGACUUUCUCAAGGGCAACAGCUUUGUGCCUUUUCCUAACAGCCAGAUCCAGAGCUUUGCUCGCCAGCUCUUCACCAGCGUUGCCUUCCUUCAUGACCUCAACUUGAUCCACACGGACUUGAAGCCUGAGAAUAUCCUUUUCCGCCAAGCCACGCAACGUCGAGUCCUGCUCGACACGGAAAUCCGCCUCAUCGACUUUGGCUCGGCCACGUUUCAAGAUGAAUAUCAUUCUUCGGUCGUGUCUACCAGGCACUACCGCGCUCCCGAAAUCAUUCUCGGGCUAGGCUGGUCUUACCCCUGUGAUAUUUGGAGCAUCGGGUGUAUCCUCGUCGAGUUCUUUACCGGCGACGCCUUGUUCCAGACGCACGAUAACCUCGAGCACCUGGCCAUGAUGGAGGCCGUCGUGGGUCGACGUAUUGACCCAUAUCUCGUCCAGGCAGUCAACAAGAUGUCGACUCGCAGCGGUGGGAAUCCCGCGUCAAAAUAUUUCAAGCGUCUCAAGCUGAGCUAUCCUACCCCGGAAACCACGCGCGGAUCUCGACGAUUCGUCAAGGCCAUGAAGCAUCUUAACGACGUGAUUCCAUCAAACACCGCCUUCUUUAAGAAUUUCCUUGAUUUGUUGAGCAAGAUUUUCGUCUACGAUCCCGCGCAGCGCAUCACCGCCAAGGAGGCUCUGAACCACCCGUGGUUCAAGGAGAUGGCUGUUCCUGACGACGGGACUGAGGCGGCAAAGAUUCGGCUGGAGCGGAGACGAGCCGAGCAGGAGCACUUGCGGCAAGCCCAUUAUGUCGGCUGA
Molecule: messenger RNA, 2130 nt
Organism: Hirsutella rhossiliensis
Lineage: Eukaryota; Fungi; Ascomycota; Sordariomycetes; Hypocreales; Ophiocordycipitaceae
Product: kinase
Exons: 7
Coding region: 1-2130 (709 amino acids)
Biological process (GO): protein phosphorylation
Cellular component (GO): nucleus
Molecular function (GO): ATP binding; protein kinase activity
Source: RefSeq, a predicted model, not a curated record